This is a messenger RNA of Macrobrachium nipponense, 2224 nucleotides long. RefSeq lists its product as uncharacterized. Lineage: Eukaryota; Metazoa; Arthropoda; Malacostraca; Decapoda; Palaemonidae. The record is from RefSeq and is a predicted model, not a curated record. The transcript has 4 exons. The coding region runs from base 1539 to 2042 and encodes 167 amino acids.
UCUCUUUUCUCUUGUGCUUCUCUCUCAUUCUCCCUUUCGGCUGCCUAGAAUGCUGUCUCUGUAGGUGACGUGGGGAAUAAUACUAAUACAAAAUUGUAAAUGCCUCACGCAGUUAGCAUAGGAAUGGUAGUCUAGAUUGAAUGAAAUCCACUCCAGUGCGAAAAACUCACGCAGGCGACUUGGAAAUAACAGCAAAACAAAUUGUAAAUGCUUCACACAAGGGGCGUGGGAACUGAUUGUCUAAUAGACUGUAAAUAAAAUCCACUCUGGUGCGGAAAACUCACACAAGCAAAUAUGGUUAUAAUUCAAGAUAGAUCAUGGCAAAUAACAGCACAUCUAAGCUCUAAUUGUCAUGUAGAUUAAUACGAUGUACGGGCAGAAAACUCAACGCCGAUACUUAGCAAGAUGGCCUUAAAAUCCCUGUAAAUACAGAUACUACUGGCACAUAGUGCAGCGGAAAACUCACGCCAACGAAAACUACCAUAAAAAUCUGUAAUUUACAGUUAACUGGUGUGUAGUGCGACAGAAGACUCAACACCAAUAAUGGAUUUAGCAAUGAAUUUCGUAAACAUGGAAACCUCAACAUGUGUACUGGGUUGUAAUGGGAUCUGUAAAUGCCAAUUGAAAAGCCAUGGUAAAUACAGUUGAUAAAAUAAAAAUGAAUAUAUGGUUUUUUUAUCACCUUGGGGACGAAGACGAAGGGGGGGAUAAAAUUUUUUUAAAAUUCUUUUACCAAUGCAAAUCUUUUGUCUGUUUUACCCUUUCAACGCUAGCAAAGCUCAGAAUUCGUAUUUUACACGGGCUAUGUAAACACUAAAGGGAAGAGGAAGAACCAGAAUAAAACUUCUCUCACCGCCGCAUAAUUACCAUCUCCACAGAACUCCCUGUAUCAAUUCCUUUUGCAGCUCUAUUUUACCUUGCAAAACUAAAGACCUACCAAUUCUAACUCGCCAAUUUAAAUCCCUGGAGAAAUUGGCUUUCACACGGGGUGGCAAGAUGGAGGGAAAGGGAAGUGAGAGGAUUUUGGAUUUGCACCUGGCCUUAGCCCAAGGCUGUAUUAGGGGAAUUUAGGGAAAGGCUGGGAAACAACACAUGCUCUUAAGCAGCUGCCCUUUGUGGAAGGCAAUAGGUAGUACCUACCCUUAUUAUUUCUCUCUACACAGAAUGAAAGCGCUGACUGUUGAAUUUCCUUGUCGCUUAUUCUAACGUUAAAUGAAUUUAUGCUAAUGUUUUGCAAAACUUUUUUUGUUCAACUUAUUUACUCCUUUUUCUUUUUCAUAAAUGGGGCAAUGCGAUAGGACUCGAUACAUGGCCAGGGAUUUCUCCAGGGGCACUCUUCAUGUAAAAGGAAUUUUAAUUCUUCCUAUCCUGUUGAGACCUGCAAGAGAGAGAGAGAGGAUAAUGCACUCAGGCAACAAUGAACAGCGCACUGAUUCAUGUCAAAGGCACUAUGGACGGUAUAAGGACACUUGUGGGAUCCCCAGAGGAAGCAGGGGGAGCAAAACAGAGGAGAGUGGUCUUCUGCAGGAGGCAGCACAAUGUCAGCUUUGGAAAGUCUUGUUGGAUCCUUAGGUGGAACAGGAGAUGAAAACGAGACUGAUGUAUUGUCAAGUAAUGUUACAGCCUGUGGAACAAUCUCAUUCAACAACUCUGCCUCAGAUGACCCAUUAACUCAUGAUUCAGGGCUGGAUCUAAACUAUCACUUACCCUACCACUUACCAGACGUUCAAGUAACAUUAACAGGACCUCCGGGAACACUAAACUGUCCCUCACCAUGUACACAGCCUUCAAGACAACGAUGUUACUGUCCUAUAUGUGGAAGGACACUUAGUCAAAGAAGGAACCUGAAGCAACACUUAAUAAGUACCCACAAGAUGACACCAGAUGAAGCAGGAGCCAUUGUAAAAAGAUACAAUUUGGAAUUACUCAUGGAGGAGCCUACCAUUCAACAUUUACCUCAAGCUACACUUUCCAAUUUACCUACCAUUCCAUCACCCCCGAUACCUUUAUUACCAAAUUUAUUGCCAGUGUCUUCUCCUUGAGCCUUGUAGAAAAAUAAAACACCCUAACUCCAAACUGCUAGUAAUUCUGGAUACUUUACUGUACUAUUUAUAAAAAAAAACAUGAUGGUAAUAGAAAAACGUAACCUUGCAACUGUGUCCAAGUAUUAAGUUUGCCACGAUCAUUUGUUAUGGUAUAUGAAUAAAAUAGAUUAAAAGCAUGA